UCUCCCUUCAAGUUAAUUUCUUGCUAACUUAUUCCAAUGUCGGCAUCCACCUCGUCGUCUGGCGUCAUUCCAGAAAACAAGUUGAAACUUUGGGAUAUAUUUCGAAACGUGGGGGCGGAUGGGGAGGAAAUUUUGAAGACGGCCAAAUUGGCUCAUGUCGCCAACAACAAAGAAGGAUUCGUCGUCACCAUGGCGGACGAUACUUAUUCCUCCAUUCGUGAAAAUCCUAGAGCCCCCGGAGUCUGCAAGGUUUCCAAAAUUCGGGAACUUUCCGGUAUCCGGGUUAAUGAUUUUUUUACGGCAGAAAUCAACUUUGCAAUAACGGAGGAUGGACGCCUCUAUUCCUGGGCGAGUGAGAUCAGCCGAGAUGACGACUACGGUGAGGACUACGUCGGCCACGAACAAGACAUCGUCAAUCAAUUGGGCCGUUACGUUUCUUCUGAUGCGGCGGAUAAAAUUGCCCUGUGUUGUCGCCCAGCUCCGGUUGAGGAGGGUAGUUUGAUGAGGGUCAAAGUGCGACAAGUCGCGUUUUCCGGAGGUAUCACGACGUACACCGUGGCGCUCAGUGUGGGUGGGGACGUCCAUCAAUGGGGUUCCAAGCGAAACUUGUAUCGGCCCAUCUGCGACUGCUGGACACCAACUUUGAUCCCAAGGGAACGCUUUGACUACCAGGAGGUCAUCUCAGUCACGUGCAUCGAGCACAUGGGGGUCGCUUUAACUGCAAAGGGACAGUUAUAUCAAUGGAAAUUGCGCGACAUGAUGUCACAAAAAGUCCUGAUUGAUGGGUCGGGACCAUUGAAGAAGAUAACUGGAAGCUACGACCUUAUCUUUGCCCUCACCGAUAAAGGAGACAUGCACUAUUUGGAGGUUAACGUCAUGCCUGGAAUUUCUUACGAUAAUUUCCAAGUGUUCUCCCAGCAAAUUUUUGAACCUAGUAGUACAGCAAUUAGAAAUGAGGGUGGGGCGCCCGAAGAUAAGAAUGAGUGA
Molecule: messenger RNA, 987 nt
Organism: Folsomia candida
Lineage: Eukaryota; Metazoa; Arthropoda; Collembola; Entomobryomorpha; Isotomidae
Exons: 5
Coding region: 37-987 (316 amino acids)
Source: RefSeq, a predicted model, not a curated record